This is a messenger RNA of Pteronotus mesoamericanus, 5481 nucleotides long. It is a transcript of the gene ACER2, whose product is annotated as alkaline ceramidase 2. Lineage: Eukaryota; Metazoa; Chordata; Mammalia; Chiroptera; Mormoopidae. The coding region runs from base 142 to 969 and encodes 275 amino acids. The record is from RefSeq and is a predicted model, not a curated record. Gene Ontology annotation, biological process: ceramide catabolic process; sphingosine biosynthetic process. Gene Ontology annotation, cellular component: Golgi membrane. The transcript has 6 exons.
AAGAGGCGCCACAUCCGGCGGCUGUCCCGUUCUGCAUAAAGCCACCGCGGUCGCUGUCGCCGCCGCCGUUGUGGGCGUAGAGCCCCAGCUCUGGCCUCUUCUCGACUGCGGUAGCAGCUGCUCCAAUGCUCCAGAGCGGCCAUGAGCGCCCCGCACUGGUGGGACCAGCUGCGGGCUGGCAGCUCGGAGGUGGACUGGUGCGAGGACAACUACACCAUCGUGCCUGCCAUCGCCGAGUUCUACAACACGAUCAGCAACUUCUUGUUUUUCGUUUUACCGCCCAUCUGCAUGUGCUUGUUUCGUCAGUAUGCAACAUGCUUCAACAGUGGCAUCUACUUAAUAUGGACUCUCUUAGUUGUAGUGGGAAUCGGAUCCGUCUACUUCCAUGCGACUCUGAGUUUCCUGGGUCAGAUGCUUGAUGAACUUGCCAUCCUUUGGGUUUUGAUGUGUGCUCUGGCCAUGUGGUUCCCUAGAAGGUAUCUACCAAAAAUCUUUCGGAAUGAUAGGGGCAGGUUCAAGGCAGUGGUCUGCGUCCUAUCUGCAGUUACAACAUGCCUGGCGUUUGUCAAGCCCGCCAUCAACAACAUCUCUCUGAUGAUGCUGGGGGUUCCUUGCACUGUGCUGCUCAUCGCAGAGCUAAAGAGAUGUGACAAUGUGCGUGUAAUUAAGCUGGGCCUCUUCUCGGGCCUCUGGUGGACCCUCGCCCUCUUCUGCUGGAUCAGUGACCGAGCCUUCUGUGAGCUGCUGUCAUCCUUCCACUUUCCCUACUUGCACUGUGUGUGGCACAUCCUUAUCUGCCUGGCCGCCUACCUGGGCUGCGUGUGCUUUGCCUACUUUGAUGCUGCUUCCGAGAUCCCCGAGCAAGGUCCCGUCAUCAGGUUCUGGCCCAGCGAGAAAUGGGCCUUCAUCGGCGUUCCCUACGUGUCCCUCCUGUGCGCCACGAAGAAAUCCCCAGUCAAGAUCACAUGACGGAAGGGCGGGCUCCUCUGCUCAGGUGCUCCUGUCCUCAGGCUUCAGGCCAGCAAAGACAGCCCUGGGUUAUCAGAGUUGGGGGUGGGAUCCUUUUUGGGUUUUUUGGGGGUUUUUUUUUUUUCAAUUUUCUUCCCUUGGCUCUCACUAGCUGUCUAUCUAUGGGCUACCAGGACUUCGCUCUUCCCAAGGAUGGAAAGUAGAGGGCCAAGGGCUCUGGGUAUAUUUUGUCAACGUUGACUUUUAGAGGCAGUGGCUUGUUGGGCUGUGUGUCCUUUGUGGCAGUGGGGGACCUGGUGCUAGAUAGCGCCUCGCUUCCUGGAAAGUUUGCCAGCUCCAGACCUCACCAUUCCUGGGGAUGACAGAUUCUGCGACAGGUGACACCCUCCAACUGUCUGAUAGAAGAUGCCAGAUUUUCAUUUGGGAAACCCAUCUUAAAACAAAAAUCAAAUGAAAUGCGCACAAGGCUUGUGGCAACUGAAGCUGGUCUUGCACUUCUCAAUCACCCAGGUUUGACAUGUGGUUGUACAUCCUUUCACUUCUACCUCUGCUGAGAGAUAGAGACUUGACUUUAGAUGAGGGUAAAGCUAAUGAGAAACCCCUCUAUGCCAAAAACCUACGCUUCACUUUAAGCCAUUCUUGAAGAUGACAAAGUUUUUAAAUGUUGACAUUGUUCGUCCCCCACCCCAGCCCAGUAACCUCAGACACACAGAAGAAUAGCUGUGGCCCAUACACAGACCCCCUCCUCACCGCUUGACCUCUGUAACAUGCCAAAGGGCUUGUGACAAUCAUGAUGUUGGGGGUCCUGGCUCAAAAUUUGGAGCAAACAUGAAGUUUCGGACACUUGUGCUCAUGGGAAACCUCCUGUAUGCUGUCUGGAAAUUAUGUUCAAGAAUCUCCCCGGUUCUUUCUCUCAUUUUUGCUGAGGGUAUUACACUCCAUCCUUUCACAGUGUGAGGUGCUUCCUGUAGUUUCUCCAAGCAUUUGGUUGCUAUUCUUAAGUGCUGGCAGUAACUACACACUGGCUGCUUGGGUCCUUGGGUGGUGCAGCAGAAUAGAUCUGCUGCCUUCUGAGUUUUUCUCACCUGAAGUGACACUGACUACAACUCAGUCUCCUUUUCACUGGGAUGAAUGGAAGACUCCAAACUCCCUUGAAUGUUUAAGGUGGGAAUGCAUGACCUCAGGGAUACUCAUGUUAACUCAGGCGCUUCCUGCUCGGCAAUGUUCUACUGUGAGAAAGGGCAGGACAGGCUGCCCUUCACGUGUGGACAGGAAUCAUGCGACCGCCCUGUGUAUCUAAGAGUUGGGCAGCAGCAGCAGUUUUUGGCAUCUCCGGGAACUCUUACUCUGGCUAUAAUUUGCACAGGAUCUAAGGUGAAAAGUCCAUGAAAGAACUGAAUUACGAGUUUAAAAAUGAAUGACUUUAUCCUAUUUCUGUGGUUUUCAAAUUAUUUUAGCAGCAGAAAACUGUUUGCAGUAAGAAAUCUUUAUGAAACCCUAAUGUAUGACAUAGAUUGUAUUUUAUUAGCUUAAACUUAUUUUAAGGUUAAACAUAUGACAUUUCCUUACCAAUAUAUCAGGCAGUGACAUGUAAAUGAACAAUUUGGUGUUUUUCAAUGUAGAAAAAUUUGGUAUCAAAUGAGUGGACCUGUUGCUAUAUUAUAGUGUAAAAAUCUUUUAAAAAUUAUAUUUGAAUUAAACAUUUCAGGAACCUCUACUAUACCUCUGUGAGAGCUAGGUGGUUCUUGAAACAGAAAUUGAAAAUUAUUAAGUCCUUUGGGUUUCAAGUCUAGAAUUUUUAAAAGGAGAGUAUCAGGCCGUCCUCUUCUCAGUUUGAGUUAGCAGGUAUGGAUUCUGGUUUCAUCCAUUCUGCAGAAUCAAAUGCUCUCAAGUAAGGGGUUUGAUAUAUCUGAAGCCCAACUGCCUUAGUGUGGACGUGUAGAUAAGGAGAAGCAAAGAGAAAAGAGUAGAGAAUGUUAUUUGUAUGUGUGCCAGGUUUAAUGUCUCUCUUAAGGGUUCCUCAGUGAGCGGAGCGUUGUCCCAGCAGUCCAGGGUGGACCAUCUCCCACUGUCAGGUGUAGGGCUUGUUUCCUGGGGAACACUACCUUCUGCUCCCAAGCCUUCAGCCUUCUGGAAGUUUCUGGGUGUCCUUUGGAAACAGGGAUAAGAUGUGACUGCUGGAAGUAAGGAAGUGUGUGCCCUGUUUCUACCACAGACAGAUGACUUAAGUUCAAAUGUCAGAAGGAAUGCGUUUUAUAUGAAGAACACACUGCCCUUCUAGAAAUUGAUUCUAAAGAAAUGGGGGCUGACAAAGGAGUGUGGAAAGGAGCGAGAAAGGAGGGGUAUAUUGAGGAGGACAAAACCCAAUUUUUCUUUUGAACAGCAAUCACUAUAGCUUGCCAGUGUGGGAUGGUAAGUUAGGAGAAUAGGAAUAUACUGAUCUUGUUUUAAGUUAGGUUUAUGGCAUCAUUCAUAUUUAUAGUUACAUAUAUAUUUAUAAUCUUUUAUAGCACUACAUGCUCUUUUGAAGGAAAUUGGGAUACUGUAGAAAAGUUGAAGGAGAAAUCUAUUUUAUAGCUCACUAUAGACAACCACUGGUAAUAUUUUGGUAUAUUUCCUUCUUGUCUUUUUUUUCCCAUUCCAGUUGUAAAUAUCUUUCAGAGCUGACAGUUUAUCCUGUAGUUUGACUGGAAUAUAAAUGCCAGGUGUGUAUUUGUUUACGAGGAACAGGUUUUGCAGUACAUUAGAAUUAGCUAGACACUUGAGAACUCGUCACUGGAUACUGAGACUGACUACUGAGUCUUCCUUGGUAGCGGAGCCUGAUGAAUGGGCUCUAAGAAAUCAUGGACCAAGUGCUACUUUUUUGAUAUGCUUCUGCACUUGGACUGAUGUGUAAUAGGAAAUAGUUGUUAGAUAUAUGGCUCUACAGGUUUUGGUGUUUUCUGGUUUAAAAAUAAAUGAAGGGCUUAUUUCAUUAACAAAUGUGCAGUCAAGAAUCUUUGUCCUCCCUGUUAAGGCAGGGAAGUGGAGAUUUGACAAUGGGAGUUGGGUCACGGCAGUUGCUCAGCAUGGCUGUCAGAUUUUUGUUCUGGUUAGAAUUUGCCCAAAAUCAAUAUCCAGAAGGAACUGGAUAGCAUGAAAAACAAUGUUACCAAGUAAUUAAGUCAUUAAUUCUUGUUUAAUACUGUUUGAUUGAUUGCUGAUUUUUAGAAAAAGGAGUCUUUUCUCCUUUUUAUGAGUAUAGUAUUAUCAUAAAACAUACUUCAGUGAACAUAUGUAGGGUGUGUGGGGUGCACAUACCUGAAUCUAUUUGGUAACAAGCUACAUUUUGGGGAAACUCUGUGCCUGUCCCUCUGAAGAGUGCCUAAAACAUUGUUAUAAAUCACAGAGGUUCUACUGGGGGACUGAGCUUGAUGGUGUUGCCCAUGGCUGUGUAAAAGCACCGUCACCUAUUUUGUGUAUUGGAUUUCUCAGGUGUGUCAAAGCCUCUCUGACCAGUUCAUCAUGCUUACAUGAGCCAGUGCCGUCUUGGAGGCUCCAGGACUGCGAUCUGAGCCCUCUCUGGCUCUUCGUUCCUGGGGGCUGACAUGGAACCGCCUGAGAGGGGCAGGUGAAGGCUGACGCUUGCCUAGCUAGAGCGCCUCUCAGAGCUCCUUUGCCCCAAAUGGUCUUGGAACCUUUCCUAGCCAGCUCCGUGCAUGGGUGCUGCCAUCCGAACUGACUGAAGGGAAGCCACCCUGGUCACGCUGGUAUUCUCAAUGGAUUUUAUAGAUUUUAUAGACAUAAUUCUAUAGACUUUUUUUUUAAUGGCCCCUAUUCUAGGGGACUAACUGUUUGAAUUGUAUCUUUCUCUAUGUAUUAAACCAGGUUUAAGAGUAUUUUAUAACCACAAUAUACAAUUAUAGCAAAUACAAUAUUUUCUGAUAUAUUCCUUCUUCUACACUUUAUACUUUUUGUAGGGUGUGAUGUAUAAGAGGGAUGUGCCUACUGGCUGUGGUAGCAUUUAAUCUCCAUUGCUUUGGGAGUAAUUUAAUGCCUUUUGAAAUGGAGCUUUUGCACUUUAUGCUCCUUCUGUGAACUAUGACAGCUAUGUUUGAUAUUAAAGUCAUAAUGGCAUUUUCUGUGAAUAAAUAUGUAUAUGUUUGUGUUUUUUUUCACAAUGAUCUUUGAAAUAUCUGUGUAAAAAAUGCAUUAAGUGGAUCUUAGAGCAAAGUACAUUUACCCAAAUUCAUUAAUAAGUAAAUUUGUUAUUAAACAUACUUAAAAUUAUCAUUGUUAUUAAACAUACUUAAAAUUAGUACAGUUGUUAGUUUCUGCUCAGAGCUAUGAAAUUGGUAUAUCUAAACACUUCCAGUAUAAGAUAUCUAAAAGCAGAUUACUUUUAUUAGAAGUUCUGUAACUAAGCCCUGGCCAGGCAACUCAGCUGGUUGGAGUGUUGUCCCAAUACACCAAGGUUGUGGGUUUGGUCCUGGUCAGGGCACACACAAGAAUCAACCAAUGAAUGCAUAAAUA